GGGGCUCGGUAAUGGCACACGGCGCCUUCGAUUAUUUAGUCUAUUUCGUUUGCUUUGAAUGUUCAGAGAGAAUCAAAGCAGAUUAAGACAGUUCAGCAGAUGAGCACACAUUAGUGCUGAUGAUGCACGGUUCCAGCCUCUUUCCCGCCUUCCUGACAGUCUAUGUUUGCUAAAAGAGCUCCCGGGGGACACAGGGCACUGUUUAAAGUCAGUAGGUGUCUUUGUGGUACAAUAUCUGCCCAGUCACCCAGUACAGCCAUUUCAGAGUCUUUUUAGGGGUAAUCUUUCUCAGCAACAUUAGGGAUGGCAACACCUCGUAUCUCAGCCUACCUCCCCCCUGACAUAGACCCCACCAAAGCUGCUCUGGCCUUUGGGAGGAGGGCCCUUCCUAAGCUGAAAGAGGAGCUGCAGUCUCCCGAGCUGCUGACACAGCAGCGGGCGCUGGCGGCUCUCUGCGAUCUGGUCCACGAUCCGGAAAAAGUCUACCAGGCAAUAGCAUUAGGAUUCUUGGGCAGUCUGAAGACUUUGCUGGUGCAUCAAGACCAAACUGUCCGGCAAAAAACAACAGAAGUUCUCUCUGUAAUGGCUCUGCACAGUGUUGGCAGGGAAGGGCUCAUACGAAGUGGAGUCAUUUCUGCCCUCACUGGGCUCCUGGAUGAUCCAGUAGAUAUCUGUCGGAAGAACACCCAUCAGACUUUUGACAUGCUGGCAAAAUUACCUGCAGGGGCUGGUGGUGUCCUGAGGGCUGGUUUGAUUCCCUCCCUGGUCCUGAAGUUGAAGACAGAGCUGGAUGAGAUCCAGGAGCUAAUCCUUGAUACACUCUCCAACUGCCUCCGUGUGGAGGUUUCUGAAGCCCUGGCAGCUGGUGCCCUUACUGUGCUGAAGGAAAAGCUCUCACACCCCUCUGCAGCCAUCAGGAGCAAAGCAGCCUGGGUCCUCUUGGAAAUCAGCUCUCAUGCUGAGGGGAAAAUCGCCGUGUGCGAAGAAGGGGUGAUUCCUGUGCUGCUGAGCCUGCUGGAGGACACCGAGCCCGAAGUUCAGGUGAACUCAGCAGGAGCGCUGAUGUUUGCUGUCGUCACACCUCAGGGGAGAUCCUCAGCCAUGGGUGCUGAAGCCAUUCCGCCUUUACUGACGCUGGUUGCUGAGGAAACCAGCAAAGCGCGUUUGAACGCGAUCAAAACCCUCACCCUGCUGGCGGAGCUGCCGGAGGGCCGCGGGGCGCUGCUGGAUCACAGGGACACGUUUCAGCGGUGUCUGGAUGACCCCAGCGAGGCCGUGCAGAGAGCUGCCGACAUCGCCAUCGCCGUGAUCGACUGGAAACCCUCCUGCAGCCGCGAUCUUUCCUAGAGAUCUAUUGCCCUCUGUUGUUGUCUGCCUGUAAAAGGUUACAAGCAGAAAAAUGGAGAAGAAAAGUUAAGAAGUGUGGAGUUCUCCACUAGGACUUAUAGCCCAAGUUACCAAGAUUUUCCUAUGAUACAACACAACAAUCCUUUUUGCUUUUGUUUUCUUCAUAAUGUUCUCUCCUUUUUUUUUGAAAUCUCAGCCUAUCAAACACUAAUCAAUAAUUAAUUAUAUUAGAAAGGUUCACAAUCAACCCCUCCAGCAGUCUUGUCUGCACUGACAAAUUGAUCUAACAACAGGAAUUUACAUGAAUUUUGUUGAAAAUAUUGGUUGAACAUGGCAUUAAGACCAGUCAGAAAGCCUUUACUAGGGUGUCCCUUGGUAAAGCUGUGUUGGGGCCUCUCCAAUUCCAAUUCCUAAUUGGAAUUGCUUAUAUAGGGAACAAAAGCAUCUCAGGGUUUGAGCUGAAGGGCAGUGGAAGUGGUGGGAAGUUUCAGUAGCAUUAUAUUCUCUGGGAGUUCAAGGCUGAUCACUACAGACACGUUGCAAACUUCUGUCUGUAGUUACAAGAGUGUAAUUUAAGAGGCUUCAACAGGAGGCCUGGGCAGAGAAAUGACCCAAAUGAGCAGGACAGCCCUGGCCAUUGACAGCCACCAAGGAAGAUGUGACAGAGCGGCUGGAGCAGCUUCACAGCAAGUCCCAUUUGUUUUCACUUGUGUUUUGUUUUCACAUGGGAACUUUAUACCCAGAAUUGUAGCUACAAAGAAGCUGCAUCAGCUCUAUAAAAGGGCUUAUUUGUCAGGGCUGCUUUUCCAUUCAAACCCACAGUCACACUGCAAACUGCAUUACCCUUAUACACACUAUAAACUCUUCCUGUAGGAGUGAUUACAGUUAAAAUGUUUCUCUUCCAUAAUGUAACCAAAGGGUG
Ficedula albicollis (Collared flycatcher) is the source of this 2269-nucleotide messenger RNA. It is a transcript of the gene RSPH14, whose product is annotated as radial spoke head 14 homolog. Gene Ontology annotation, cellular component: membrane coat. NCBI's taxonomy places the organism in Eukaryota, Metazoa, Chordata, Aves, Passeriformes, Muscicapidae. Gene Ontology annotation, biological process: vesicle-mediated transport; intracellular protein transport. The record is from RefSeq and is a predicted model, not a curated record. Bases 304 to 1347 code for a protein of 347 amino acids. The transcript has 8 exons.